Molecule: messenger RNA, 3551 nt
Organism: Linum trigynum
Lineage: Eukaryota; Viridiplantae; Streptophyta; Magnoliopsida; Malpighiales; Linaceae
Source: the annotation of a GenBank genome assembly
CGACGUAGCAGACCUUUUUUAUGCUUUGACGCUAGGUGGGCGGAUAAUUCGGAGGUUAGAGCAAUGGUGUCUUAUGUUUGGCAGGAGGCUGUCCCUGGUACCCCCAUGUUCCAGCUCUGGGAGAAGCUUAAAAAGUUGCGGCAUUUGCUGUAUGAUUGGAGUAGAGCAGGCACUACUAACUCUCUCCGGAAUAUUCGAACCUUACAAACUGAAAUUGAUCGCGUCAAAUCCGUCUCGCCCAUAGAUUGGGAUUCAGUGCGGGUUAUGGAGUCGGAGCUGGGAAGGCAAUGGGAGGCGGAGGAAGUGUAUUGGCAACAGAAGUCGAGGGUGCGUUGGCUUAAGAAAGGAGAUCAAAAUUCUUCAUAUUUCCAUACUGUGACUCGAGCCCGUCGCAAGCAUAACUUCGUUGCUGGGCUUCGAAAUAAUGAAGGGGAGUGGAUCACUGACGAGGAAGGAAAGUCUGACAUUGCUACUGCUUUUUACCAAAGGCUUUUUACUUCUGACUGUCAGGUAGAGAAUAUGAUAGGGCGGGUGGAUCAGCUCCCUAUUGCUUGUGGGGUCACUGCGACUAUGAAUGAGAGGCUCACUGCAGAAGUCCUGCCGAAGGAAGUCCGAGACACUGUUUUUGCUAUGGGCUCUAAGCAGGCCCCCGGGUCGGAUGGGUUCACAGGGAAGUUCUUUAAAACUUUCUGGGAUAUUGUUGGGGCGUCAGUGAUUGACGCGGUUUGCUCGUUCUUUGUAACAAGUAAGAUGCUGCGUAGCUUUAAUCAUACUUGGUUGACCCUGAUCCUGAAGGUGGACAAUGUGGAGUCUAUUCGGCAGCUCCGGCCCAUCAGUCUUUGCCAAUUCGUUUACAAGAUUAUUACUAAAAUUAUGGCUGAAAGAUUGGCUACUAUUCUUCCAAUGUUGGUUACGGAAGGGCAAAAUGCUUUCAUUCGGGAGUGCCAAAUUGUGGACAAUGUCCUGUUAGGACAUGAGCUAAUGCAUUAUCUGAAAAUCAAGUCGCGAGGGAAGAAAGGAUACAUGGCUCUAAAGGUUGACAUGGAAAAGGCCUAUGACAGAGUCGAAUGGCCCUUUCUGCUCGCAGUGAUGACAAAGAUGGGCUUUAGCUCAGUAUGGUGCGGUUGGGUGCAUGAAUGCCUCAAAUCGACCUCGUUCUCGGUUAUGAUAAAUGGCGCUCCGAAGGGGUAUUUUUCGCCAUCCCGCGGGCUAAGGCAGGGAGAUCCCCUGUCUCCACUCUUGUUCGUCAUUUGUACGGAGGGAUUUGCUGCCCUGCUAAGGAAAGCUAUAGCGGAAAAGAAGUUGCAGGGAGUGAAAGUGGCGCCUCAGGCCCCACGGAUCUCUCACCUGUUCUUUGCGGAUGAUUCUUACCUGUUUCUCCGGGGUACCCUCCAGGAGUGUGAAAAUCUGAUUACGGUGCUGAAUGAAUAUGAGGAGUUAAGUGGUCAAAGGGUCAAUCUAGCCAAAUCUGCGGUCUGCUUUAGCAGAAACAUAGCGUUAACAGAUCAAGAAUUCCUAGGGCAGGUGUUAGGGGUGGGGGCUGUAGGUGUCCAUGACAAGUACUUAGGACUGCCUACACUUAUAGCCCGGUCCAAGGUGGAGACUUUUCGAUACUUGGAGGAGAAGUUACUUGCCCGGUUGCAAGGGUGGAAGCAGCGCACUUUAUCUUGGGCAGCGAAGGAGACUUUAAUCAAAGCGGUAGCCAUGGCCCUACCUUUGCAUGUGAUGUCCUGCUUCAAGCUCCCCCUCUCCCUUUGCUGGCUUCUGGAUAGGCAUGUUGCCCGUUUUUGGUGGGGGGUGGAGAAUGGUCAGGAUAAGGUGAGGUGGAUGUCUUGGAGGAAUAUGUGCCGCAGUAAACAUGAGGGGGGGAUGGGAUUUAGGCGUUUUGAACACUUUAAUCAAGCGCUGUUGGCCAAAAUCGGAUGGCGUAUCUUAAACGAGCCUGAGUCACUUAUUGCUCAAGUGUAUAAGGGGAAGUAUUUUCCAAGGAGUGGUUUUUUGGAGGCUACAACGCGGUCACGUCCUUCCUGGGGUUGGCAGAGUAUUCUGUUUGGGCGGCAACUGUUAAGCCAGGGCCUUAGGUGGCAAAUUGGUAAUGGCCAAUCGGCUCCUCUUCUUCGGAGUAGUUGGAUUCCUGGUCUCCAUCCGCAGGUUCCUCCUUUUAACCCCUGUGUGUUGCCUCCUAAUGAGGAGUUACGGGUUGCUUCUGUUAUCAAUGGAGAGGAGGGGACUUGGUGUGAUGCGGGUUUGGCGCUGUGGUUUGACCCCACCACCUGUCGGCUCAUCAAAGAGAUUCCCCUGCCUCGUAGUAAUGUGGAGGAUCGGCUACUUUGGCAUGGCACGCAGGAUGGUGUGUUCACUGUGAAAUCGGCUUACCAUCUGGCGGUCCAGUUGGAUAGAACGUGUGGCAAGUGGCGAUCUACAGCCAAUUGGAUGGAUAGGCCUAGCUGGAUUCGUGUCUGGGAGGCCCCAAUCCCCCCUAAACUGAGGGUUUUCCUCUGGCAAAUCUUAAAUAGGCUUCUUCCUACGACUGAGGCCCUGAUAGAGAGAAACAUUCCAGUACACCCUCGCUGCCCAGUUUGCUGGGCUGAGUCUGAAACUUUGGAGCAUCUGUUCCUGGAAUGCCCUGUAGUGCGAGCUCUCCGGGAUUACGCGGGGUUGGAGUAUCUGGGUCAGGGGUUGUCUCGUCACACCUUUCCUUUGUUCCUAAAGCGGUUGUUAAAUAUCAUACAGCAGGAGCACUUGUUUAUGGCUGUUACGGCUGUCCUUUGGCGUAUUUGGCGGUCUCGGAACUGGGUGGUGUUUGACGGGAAACAGUUUGGGUUCCCUGCUUUGAUGAGGCAGUACCACCAGCAAUAUCAGGAGUGGAUUAGCUUGCCAGUUAGUAGGUCUCAGGGAGGCGCGGUUCCCCAGGCAGGAGAAGUGCCCCACUGCCCUUUGAGUUGCUUAUGGGAUGGGGCGACCAGAGCGACCUCCCAUUCGGCAAGAGGUAUGGUGGUCCAGGAUCACUUAGGGGGAAUUUUGAUUGCCAGAGGGUUUCAGUUUGCUGGGAUUGAGGAUCCGUUGGUUGCUGAAGCUCUUGCCCUGCGUGAGGCUAUCCUUUGGUGUCGGGACUCUGGGUUGGGGGAGGUGCGCUUUGAGGGGGAUGCCAAGGUGCUUAUUGAGAAGAUUAAUCAAGCCAAUCCUAGAGACAACAGAGUUGGGGCGCUCCUGGAAGAGAUUAUAGGAAUUUUUGGUUCGAUGGGUGGGUUCUCUAUACGGUUUGUAGGUCAGCGUAGUAAUAGGGCAGCCCAUUUGGUGGCUAGAAAGGCUCUUCAAUUGUACCCGACUACGAGUCGUUCGUUUAAUUUUCUGGCCUGGCUCCAGUCCAGGAUGUAACUACCUUUGGUUCUGAUCAAUAUAAUGGUUAUCUUUUGGAAAAAAAAAAGACGUGACUAUGUAACUAGAAAGUAGGAAAAUCUUGCUCAUAGAACGAUUAAAGGCAGGUUAAGUGAGGGUUUCUAGUUGAUCGUCCCCUGCAAAACUGUGGUAAAUAGAUGCCAAUUUAUUCG